This is a messenger RNA of Cydia strobilella, 2490 nucleotides long. RefSeq lists its product as uncharacterized. The transcript has 2 exons. The record is from RefSeq and is a predicted model, not a curated record. Bases 111 to 2345 code for a protein of 744 amino acids. NCBI's taxonomy places the organism in Eukaryota, Metazoa, Arthropoda, Insecta, Lepidoptera, Tortricidae.
AAUCGUUGAAUAGCAUUCAGCUGCCGGGACCAGCACUUCAAAACGAUAUAUUUGCUAUUUUGUUGCGUUUCCGUCAAUACAAGUACGUUGCUUGUGCUGACGUGGAGAAAAUGUUUCGGCAGGUUUUGAUCCAACCAGAUCAGAGAUCCUUGCAAAUGAUCCUCUGGCGUGAAAAACCUACCGAUCCAUUACACGUUUAUGAACUCAAUACGGUUACAUAUGGGCAAACUAGUGCGCCAUAUUUAAGUCAACGUUGUAUACGACAGUUAGCGUCGGAAUGUGGUGAUGACGUCAUCGCGCGCGUUAUCAACCAAGAUAUAUUCGUAGACGAUUUAAUUACGGGAGAUGAUGAUUUCCAAAAUUUACUUUACAUAUGUCAAAAAACGUAUAACGUUCUGCAAUCAGGAUGCUUUCCUUUACGUAAAUGGACUUUUAAUUGUGACGUUACGCAGGACAAGUCCAAGGAGCAUUUUGUUGGUGAGCACACCCAGAACAAAACUCUCGGAGUAGGUUGGGAUAAUACGCGCGAUGAAUUGUAUUAUACUACAAAAAUCGAUCCCUUGCCUAACUCGUCGUACCUAAAUAAACGAAUAAUGUUAUCGAUUAUUUCACAGAUUUACGAUCCGUUAGGUCUACUUUCUCCUGCAGUAAUAAUUUCCAAAAUUUUGCUGCAAAGAUUAUGGUUGAGUCGUAUCGAUUGGGACACCCCUGUCCCAGAAGACAUUACAUCAAUGUGGAAUAAUUUCAUAAAUACAUUGAGCCGUUUAAACGAUUUACGGAUUCCGCGUCAUGUAAGGGGUGUACACACUGGUCAUACGGAAUUGCAUAUUUUCUCAGAUGCAUCGUUGCAUGCUUACGGCGCGUGCGCUUAUAUUCGGACAUAUGAUGAAGGGUCAGAUGUAACUGUCAGAUUACUUUGUGCUAAGAGUAAAGUCUCACCCCUGAAAUCUCUAACUACCCCGAAACUUGAACUUUCAGGUGCGCUCGUUGCUGCUAAACUUUAUAAGAAAAUAACCGAUUCCUUAAGGUUAGCGUUCACAAAGGUUUUCUUCUGGUGUGACUCAACUAUAGUAAUUUCGUGGCUAGGCAUGUCUCCGCAUUUGUUGAAGCCUUUUGUUCAAAAUCGCGUUACGCAAAUAAACGAUCUCACCGGUAAUGCGACAUGGUUGCAUGUGAGAAGCGAAGACAACCCUAGUGAUUUAUUGUCUAGAGGCGUUACUUUAGAUAAUUUAAUAGAUUGUAACUUAUGGUGGUUCGGACCAUCAUUUUUGCAUGACUCAAAAUCGGAUUUUAUUCAUGACAAUACGAGUAAAAAUACGGCAAUCGAAGAUUUACCCGAGUUACGAUCGACCGCGGUAAGUUUAGUUUGCAAUCAGCAAGAUGAACUAUUUAAUUUUGAUAGAUGUUCAUCUUACAGUAAAUUAAUUAGAAUCGGCGCGUAUGUACUCCGCUUUAUAUUGAACUCACGUCUUAACUCUGAGCGUAAACAACUCUGCCAAACCGGUUCGUUAUCGGUGGACGAGUUGAGUGCAUCACGUCUUAUGCUAGUUAGAUUCGCACAGAUGCAAUCGUUUCCGGACGUCUACGAUUGUUUACUUAAAAAUAAACCGAUUAAGACUAAUAGUAAACAAUAUAAUCGUAUAUCCGGUCUUAACGUGUUUUUAGACGAUCAAAAUAAGUUAAAAGUGAUUAGAGUCGGUGGUAGAUUGUGUAAUUCUACAAGUUUCGAUUACAACAAAAAACAUCCCAUGUUAUUGUGCAGUAAACAUAAGUUAACGGUGUUGUUAUUCAAAUACGAACACAAGCGGCUGUUACAUGCCGGACCGCAGCUACUCUUAUCUACUUUGCGUGAAUGUUGGUGGCCUUUAGGUGCUCGAAAUUUGGCAAGAAAAAUAGUUCGAGAAUGCGUUACCUGUAUUCGAAUGAAAGAUCCUACUGAUCUAUCCCCACUCACGCCUGCCCAUUUCCUAAUUGGUCGGCCGUUGACCUGCCCUGCUAGCGAGGACCUGACGGAUGUGCAGCCUUCCCGCCUGUCUCGCUACGCCAGGAUCGAAGCCCUACGUCAACACUUCUGGCGGCGUUGGUCCACGGAGUACGUUGCGGAGCUCCAGCGGCGAACCAAAUGGAAGACGCAGAAAGACGACAUAGCGUUAAACAGUCUCGUUCUAAUCAAAGACGAUAACCUGCCUCCUCUCAAAUGGCGGUUAGGCCGAGUUACGCGUCUAUACCCUGGGAGCGAUGGCGUGAACCGUGUCGCCGACAUUCUCACGGCGACAGGAACAAUACGACGCAGCUUUUCAAAGAUCUGCCCGCUACUACCAGAGCCGGCAGACCUAGACGGAUGAAGACUACUUUGGGAGAUGGUGCUCCCAAGGCCGGGGGCAUGUUCACGCACCUUCUAGCGACACCUAGCGGCGCUGCGACGACAACUGCUGCUGCGCCCCUCCGCGCUCAUCUUGUCUCGUUCAUUAGCCUCGAUAUACGGCACGA